GUGCCCGGUCUGGCAACAUUAUUUAGUACAAAUGUUGUUUAUAUUUUUUCUUGUUUAUAUUUUCAAUUUUCUAUUUUUCUACUUUUUCGUAUAUUUAUCAACUUUUCUAACACACGAAAACGUCAGCCAUAAAGUUUUUAGAUUUCGGGAAGAGAAGCGCUUUAAUUUUCUUCCAAAUUUUUUAUAUAACGUCAAUAAUUAGUGCAUAAUUACAAGAAAAAUAUAGGCAAAAUCUAAUCAAGUCAUUGUUAAUCCAUUAACAUUCGUAUUUGGUCCAGUUUAAACAAAAAAUUGAGAAAUCUUUGAAGAAGCAGAAAAGCCCGUGUAACAAUUUUCAAUUGUUAUUAAUUUUGCAGAUAGACUUUUGAAAGUUCAAUGUACAAAUUUACACAUUUCGACAAAAAGCUUUGCAGAUUUCUGCGGCACAAAUUCGAUCUUGCCGUGGACGACUGCGACGUCUACUCAAUUUGGCAUUUUUGUCCAGGCACUCGUUGGAGAGCGAUCAAAAACUUUUUACUGGAGAGUUCGCUGUGUCAAGCUGAGUGGUUUCCUGUUAUCUAUUGGGUGGUGCUGGCGAUCAGCACGCUUGGAUCGUUUUAUAGUCUCAGUGAGUUUACCAGCCUUUAUUGGGGUGGACGCAAACGUGUCUCUAUGUGGCGCUCUCGUAAAUACUAUGUCAUACCCUAUUCGGUGUUGCGAAAAUGUCGCCUGGUUGGGUCUUUGGUGAUGCUCAACGCUUGGUUGCUGCUUUGGUAUGCAGUUAUUAAUGUUUCGCCAGGUCACAUGACGCCUUGGCUUACCAUCAAUAUGUUUGUGUUGAGCUUUGAACUGAUGGCUUGGCUGGUGGAGGUAUUGGUUGGCGCCACCAAAUUGGAUCUGCACACGCUCUUCACCUUUUGCCUCCCGGUGGCGAAUUACUUGUUUGUGCGUUGUGUGCGCAAUGUUUUCCAGAAUGCCAUCGAAACGAACGAUGUCGACGAUUUGCGGCUGUGGAAGCGUGGCUUCAAGUGAUUUCAUAGUGUCGUGUUUAUAUCCCUGUAGACAUACAUAUAUUUGCUUACAUAGCCGGGGAAGCAGUGUUACCCAUAUAUUCGUGUGUAUUUGGUCACUUUCUAGUAACUGUAUAUUUCAUUUUGUUAUUUGUAUGUGUAACCGAGCAGGGUCUGAAUAUAAAUGUUGUGAGGGUCUUUGCAUAUUUUCGAUAAUAAGUGUAAAAAUUUUAAUGAAAUAAGUGAAGUGUUCAAGAGCGUUGCUCAAAUGGCAGCACUCCAAAGGUGGAGGGUAUGGUAUAAGUUUGAGGUUAAUUUUCGGAAUUUGUUAUUUUGCUACUUUAAAUAAAUAUGAUCUUAUACCAAGAACUUUUUUUCUAUUCUAAAGUGCCUUUUUUGAAGAAUUUACUGGAAUUUGGAAAUGGUAUUUUAAAUUUACUACUUAUUUAUUUAGAUAACUGCUAAUAUAAAUUGCAUUCAUCAAAGAUGGAUCAUUACGAUUUUUAUAUCUCUUGUUAUGAAUGCUUCUGAGGGUAUCAGUUACCAUCUGACCCAUAUAUUGGCGAGUAUGAUAUAUAUUGCCUUGAAUGCACUCGUAAAGUUUGGGUUUGACUUACCAUAAUUUGGAAAGGUGAUUUCGUU
Molecule: messenger RNA, 1631 nt
Organism: Bactrocera dorsalis (oriental fruit fly)
Lineage: Eukaryota; Metazoa; Arthropoda; Insecta; Diptera; Tephritidae
Exons: 3
Coding region: 376-1011 (211 amino acids)
Source: RefSeq, a predicted model, not a curated record